ACCGAAGCGCGCGGCCAAGAGGAGGAGGAGGGGAGUAAGAGCGAGGGUCUGCUGUGCGUCGGGGUAAUGACGGCUCGCCGGUACCUGGGCACGCGCGCCAAGGCCGUUUACGAGAGCUGGGGCGCCGAGGUGCCCGGGCGCAUUGGUUUUUAUUCCUCGGAGGGCUCCGUGCCCCCCGACAAUUGUCCCGGGCUGCCCCUCCUCGGGCUGCCUGGGGUCGACGAUAGCUACCCACCCCAGAAAAAGUCCUUCCUCAUGCUCGAGCACAUGUGGACCAGGUACGGCGAGCGCUACGAGUGGUUCCUCAGGGCAGACGACGAUCUCUACGUCCGCAUGGAUCGGCUCGAGAGGCUGCUCAGAAGCGUCGACUCGCGCCGGGCGCAUUACAUCGGACAGGCCGGACGGGGCAGUUCGGAGGAGCGCGGCCGGCUCGCCCUCGAUUACGACGAGAACUUUUGCAUGGGUGGACCUGGGGUGAUCAUGUCCCGCGAGACCCUGAGGCGUAUCGUGCCCCACAUCAAGACCUGCCUGGGGAACCUCUACACCGGCCACGAGGACGUCGAGCUUGGCCGCUGCGUCCGCAAAUACGCCGGCAUACCCUGCACCUGGAACUACGAGAUGCAAACGAUUUUUUACCACAACAGCAGCGGCGAGCUGGCCUUCACCGGCAAACUCAAGAGCAAAGAGGUCCACCAGGCCAUCACCAUGCACCCGGUCAAGAAGCCACCCCACAUGUAUCGCCUGCACAACUACAUGAGGACUCUUAAAAUCCAGGAACUACAGCACAAGAGGCUAGAGCUACAACGAGACAUCGAAAGGAUGGACCGGUUUCUGCAAUCGGAGUCCGGAUCGGCAAAAGGAGUCAGUGACGAGAAAAAGGAGAGCGAUCGGCAGAGUUACGGCUCGUCGCACUGGGACUUUAUUUCGCGUUCCGAGUUCCGUGUGUCGGACGCUAAUCCACGCCGGCGGAUCCACGGGGAUGUGCGCGAGGGCUUGGACGACAUAAUACGCGAGGUGAUGACGCAAAUAAACUCGUGCUCGCGCCAGCGUGGCCGUUACGUCGAGGAGCGGCAAGCCCUUUACGCCUAUCGGAGCCGCAACAGCCGCGGUAUCAACACCGUGCUCGACCUGUUGCUCGUUUACAAAAAGUACCGGGGCAGGAAGGUCACACUCCCGGUCAGGCGACACCUGCACCUUCACCAACCUUUCACCGGUGUCGAGAGCCGAGUGCUCCCCACGGAGGACGCGGACGAGCAAGUAAUACACUUUUUGGUGCCGGUCUCGGGCCGUCGGCGAGCUCUCGAGAGGUUCCUCGGCAAUUACGAGCGGGUCUGUCUGCGGUCGUCCGAACAAUCGGCCCAAUUGCACAUCGUUCUGUACGAUGGUCAGAAAGAAGAGCAGGAUAAUGAGGUCGACGGGGUGAGCUCGCGAGAGCUGAUCGAACGGCUCAGGUCCAAGUACGCAGACGCUAGGAUACACGUGAUCGAGGCCAGCGGUAGGUUCUCGCGAGCCAGAGCUCUCGAUCGGGCGGCAACUGAACUUCAGGCCGACGACCUCAUGUUCUUCGUCGACGUGGACAUCAGCUUCACGGACGCGAGCCUCAAGCGCAUUCGGCGCAACGCUCGGCCGGGCACGCUUUACUUCCCCGUGGUCUUCAGCCAGUACGAUCCCAAGAUGGUGAUGCGCUCGUCCCUGCACUCCGGGGACAUGGAGCAAAUCAACGAGAUAACCGGCUUUUGGCGGCAAUUCGGCUUUGGCAUUGCUGCCCUCUACAAGGCCGAUUACGAGGCCAUCGGCAAAUUCGACCUGACGAUCGAGGGCUGGGGAAAGGAGGAUGUCGACCUGUAUCAAAAGGCUGUGCGCUCGGACCUGGAGAUAUUCCGGGCCCCGGACGUGGGUCUCGUGCACGUCCACCACGAAAUCAAGUGCGACUCUUCGCUCAGCCAGCAUCAGCACGCCAUGUGCCUGGGUACGAGGGCCGACACGUACGCGAGCACUCAACAGCUGGCCAGCUUGAUCUACGAGAAUCCCCAGAUUCUGAACUUUGCCAAAGCGAAGGUGGCCGCAACGUACAAUACGUCUAGCUUACCAGCACCACCGGCAGCUUGAAUUUCUGUUACUGCUGGUAAUUGAUCACCUGGCAUCAACGCGAGAUAAACUAUACGUGUCUCGUAAAUUGCGUCAGUGUGCCCGCCAGUAUGAAAAUUGUUUACACGUGCGAGCUCGAAGUGAAUCAACAAAAUUUUGCAUCGUCUGACUCGAAUUGAUGUGCUAGAGAGUUUGCUUGUAGGAUUAUAAUGAUGAUCGUCAUCAAGUAUUACAAUUUUAGUUUUAAGUUAAUGUGGAAACUAUGACUGGUAAAAAAAAUUAAUUAACGCUCGUAUUUUUUAACUAGAAAAUAAGCUAUACUUAGUUUGGGAGUGAACAUCUCAAUUGCUGUACUUGUGAUCGCUAAUUUCACGGAACGUCACUAUGAUAGUUUUAUACAAUGUAAAUCAACGACGCGUAUUUAUUGAUAUUGCAUAAUGUGAUAUUACCAGUGCCUUUAUGUGUAGUUAAAAAAUAAAAGACUCGAGGAAAAAAAAAAAAAAAAAACUGCAUAGGUAGUUGUACAAUCUAAUUAAGGUAUUUUUUAUACACACGUAAUCUAAUAAAAUUCCAGAUGUA
Messenger RNA from Copidosoma floridanum, 2667 nucleotides. It is a transcript of the gene Chsy, whose product is annotated as Chondroitin sulfate synthase. NCBI's taxonomy places the organism in Eukaryota, Metazoa, Arthropoda, Insecta, Hymenoptera, Encyrtidae. Gene Ontology annotation, cellular component: Golgi cisterna membrane. Gene Ontology annotation, molecular function: glucuronosyl-N-acetylgalactosaminyl-proteoglycan 4-beta-N-acetylgalactosaminyltransferase activity. The record is from RefSeq and is a predicted model, not a curated record.